Molecule: messenger RNA, 3092 nt
Organism: Artibeus jamaicensis (Jamaican fruit-eating bat)
Lineage: Eukaryota; Metazoa; Chordata; Mammalia; Chiroptera; Phyllostomidae
Gene: CUNH15orf62
Product: chromosome unknown C15orf62 homolog
Exons: 1
Coding region: 2367-2897 (176 amino acids)
Source: RefSeq, a predicted model, not a curated record
UGAGCCCUGGGAGACAGAGACACAGGGAGGGGUCAGGGCACAGCCCCAGACUCCAGACUCAGAGGACAGAGCCUCAGCGGAGCUAGUCAAGAGUCGAGGAAGAACGAUGCCCAGGAAGAGGAGGAGCCCGGAGCAGCCUGAAGUCCCUGUUUCUUCCAAGCCUCUGGCCUCCAGGUGGCUCCUCGACCCAUGUCCACCAGUGGCCACCCCCACUGCCCCCCCUCAGGCCCUUCACACCUGCAGUCAGCUCUGGUUCAUCUUUCCCGGGUCAUUCGCUUAUUCAUGCUCUAGGCGGGCCCGCACCCCCUUCGUUUCCCCUCAGCCCUCUGCCCCUCUGCUCUGCUGCUCACAGGCCGCCAGCGAGGGGACGUGUCAGAGGUUGGGAAGCCCACUCUGCUCUGCCAGGUGGAGGUGGCAGCACUGCUCCCUCGCAGCUGCCCAUCCUCCUGUGGCCUGGCUUUUGCUGAGGACACAGAAGGAAGCCCCACCCCAGUCUCAACCAGCCCCACCCUGAAAGAGAGAAACAAGCAGAAGACUGGCUUGCCUCCUAAAAAUACACGCCAGGGUUCCUGGAGGGUAGGGCUGUAGCUUUUUCUUUUAUGAUCUUGCCAGCAGAAUGCAAGGGAUUAAAGACUGCUGCAUUUUAAUAAUCAAAAGAAUAAUAAACAACCACCUCGAUGGGCCUAGGCUGAGGGGUGGAGAGGCAGCUGUACAAUGCCACGAGCCCUGAGUGGCCAACCCCACGCCCUGAUAAGGUCGCAGUGGGAAUGAAAUCACUUCCUCCCUUGAGGCAGCUGGAGCUGUGGGCAGUGUGAAGCCCACCUGACGGGGCGCAGAGGCGAGCCAGACCAGGGGCUGCCGAGCAGGCAAAGGUGCGGAGCCCUGUCCCGUGGCAUGCCGAGCUGGUGCACUCUCGUGGAGUAAGUCAGGAGGAGGUGGUGGUCAGUGACCCAGAGAAUAAGAAGGGAGUGGCUGGGGUCAAGGUGCCAGGCCCUGGCCAACUGGUUUGGAGGGAGGGGUGUACAGAGCAAGGAAGUGUUAUUCAGCCCAGAUCCCCCUGCUCCUCCCAGCCGCCCCACCCCUGCCCUGCUCCUCUCUCCUAGGCUGCAGAGCUCCAGGGAGAGCUGCCCUCCCAGACAGGCCAGGGCGCUGCGGACAGGUCAAGGCAGUCCACAUGGCUCAGCCCCCUCUGCAGAGGGGGGGCCUCAAGUGAGGCCAGGGUGGCCCACGGGCAAGGACUGGAGCACAAGAUAGGAGGCAGCAGGACCCUGCCCCUCAGCUGCUCUCCCCUGCCCUGAGGCCAUGGAGUAAAUGAGGAAGAAUGAGGAAACCCAGCAGCCAGACUGGGUGCCAGGCCAACGGGAGGGCAGUUCUCCUCUCCCCAAGGAAUACUGCUUUGCUGAGAAAACUCAGAGUCACCCUGGCAUACCCUGAGCCCAGCCCUGGGAAGAGCUGGCCCUUUCCUGGCAUGGGGCUGCUCCCUGUUAACACACCCUCUGCCUGCUACCCCCCAUACCUGUGGGCUCUGCUAAUGAAGGCUUGUCACCAGGCCCCAGGGCUGAGUCACCCACACCAGCAACAGGUCCCUUCCUUCCCUAACAAUCGUUCCACGCGCCUGCCUUUCAAUUAACUGCCACCCUCCCUGAACUCCUCCCUCCCAGACACACCAGGGACUGGGCAGCUGGGCCACCUGCUAGGGCCCCGGGUGGUGGGGCAAAAGGCGACAGUGUGGUGACACAGAAAGCAGGGCUGGCCCCAGACCAGCCCCCAGAGGAAUCUUAAGCUUCCUGGUAGUUCUGGGGCGUUGGCCACGGCUGCUCCAACCCCUGCAUGCAAUGCUGCAAUCACCUCAGAGCGUGAAACCCCGGCUUCCCACCUGACUGAGUCAGCUGAGAACAACACACCUCCACGCCACACACCAGCACAACCAGCUGGGCACUAACCGCAGGCAGGGCGCCUCGGCAGAGAGCGCCAGGGGCCAGGGAGCGAAGGAAGGAGCACACGAGCUCCUGCCCACCUGAGAAGACCCGUCUCCGACGCCCCUGGAGCUGCUCUCACUCGGCUCCAGUAAGGCUGCUGCUUCGUCUUUGGGUUUUUUCCACUAUCAGGUAACUGGGCCGCUCCUGUCCCUCCGGGAAACUCUGGACACCAGGAGCUCACAGCACUCUGCUCUACUCUUCCUGGGGCCUGGUCUCAACACCCAGGAUGCUGGCCUGAGGUCUGUGCCGGGUGGAAAGCGGGCAGCCUCUGCUGAGAGUCCACGGGGGCUAUCUCCUGCUCCUUGUCAUUCACUGCUCCAGCAGGAACCAGAUGCCCCCUGGCCACUCUUGAACUGGACUUCUAAGGUCUGCUGGCAACCUAGGUCCAUGGAGACCUGGCGGAAAGGCUCCUUCCGCAAUGCCUCCUUCUUCAAGCGGCUGAGCCUGGGACGGCCUCGGCGACUACUCCGGCGGCAGGGCAGUGUGCUGAGCCAGGCCAGCGUGGCUGGCGGGGACCACGAGGAGUACAGCAACAGAGAGGUGGUCCGGGAGCUUCGAGGGAGGCCGGAUGGCCGGCGCCUACCUUUGUGGGGGGACGAGCAGCCCCGGGCCACACUUCUGGCCCCUCCUAAGCCCCCACGCCUCUACCGGGAGAGCUCCAGCUGCCCCAACAUCCUGGAAGCCUCUCCUGCCUACACUGCGGCCUACUCGGUUACCCUGCCCUCAGCACGCUCCCUGGCAGGCCCCCUCCACGAACACUCCGAGGAGGACCUUGUGGAUGCGCCCCCCUUCCAGAGGACACCUGCUCCGGACCUUAAUGACCCCUUCUUCUCCUUCAAAGUGGACCUGGGGAUUUCACUUCUUGAGGAAAUUCUACAGAUGCUGCGGGAGCAAUUUCCCAGUGAGCCUGGCUUCUGAAUGGGGUGAGGGUGGGCAGAAGUGUGGCGACUGAAGAGCCAAAAGCCUGGGACCCAAGAAAGGAAGGUACACUCAUGGAUUAAGAAAAAGGUGGGGACAGGAAUCCAGGACCCUGCCUGCCCUCUGAGUCCUCAACAGUCCUCCAGAUCACCCCCGAGCGGAGGGCCACAGGCAGAGAGGCAAGCUGGACAUGUG